GGCAUAAAUAUCUUCAAACAUAUUAAAAGACAAAAAAUGCUUAAGAUAGUUUUGAUGACAUUAAAUGAUUAAGAUAGUCUGAUGAUCAACCCUGGUUUUACUUUGUCCAUUUGACAACUGAAACACCACCAUACCUGUUUCAAUUCUCCUUGCUGCUUCCCUUCCUCGCAACGUGAAUGUUAUUCUUUGGAUGAUUUGGACUCAUUUUCUGCUUCUAAUGGCUGUAGCCAGCUAACUGCACUCGGACUUCAUGUUUGUUCAAGUUUUACCUCCCCAUUAGAGUUUUUACCUUGUUGAAAUUGAGCAGAAGUUUAUAUUCGUAUCUGUGAAGAGUAGCUUUCCAAUUAUUUUUCUGUCCUUGCACCAAGAAUGACACCAACAUACUCAUAGAUCAGGCACUGCAUUUUGUGCCAAGCUGAUGCAUUAUUACCUUUGAAGAAAGCCCUUCAGUUUCAACUAUGACCACUAAUUCAUCUCUUCCUUCUGGAGUUCAUAAUGAAAAACAGAUUCUCUUUGAGAUUGGAAAUUCUGAAAGGCAGUUGUGGGCCUUGAUCCAUUCUAAAGGCCUAUUACACUCUGAUGUUCAAGUCUUGUAUCGCAACAUCAGGUCAAGUUAUGAGAGAGCAAUCUUGAAUAACCACACUUAUUCAGAACUUCAAGAUGUUGAAUAUUCCUUGUGGAAGCUUCACUAUAAGCAUAUUGAUGAAUUUCGCAAAAUAAUUAAGAGAAGCUCUGGUAAUGCAGAGAAUAAGAAAUCAGGAAUGGCACAAGAUGGUAUUGUGCAGAUAAACAAUGACAAUCAUAUAAAGGAAUUUAAGUCAUUUCUUUCGGAAGCUAGUGAGUUUUACCAAACUCUGAUUGUAAAGCUCAGAAAGCAUUAUGGUGUACCAGAAGAGGCUUUGUUUCAUAAAAUGGGUUGUGUUUCAACUUCUUCUGAACCAGAAUCCAUGCUGAAAUGUCAAUAUUUAUGCCACCGCUGCUUAGUCUGUAUGGGGGAUCUGUCCAGGUAUAAACAACAGUAUGAAAACCUUGACACUCAAAAGCAGAAUUGGUCAGUUGCUGCCACUCACUACUUGGAAGCAACAAGAAUUUGGCCAGAUAGUGGAAACCCUCAAAACCAGUUGGCUGUAUUGGCAACAUAUAUUGGGGAUGAUUUUCUUGCUUUGUACCACUGUAUGAGAAGUUUAGCAGUUAAAGAACCUUUUCCUGAUGCCUGGAAUAAUCUUAUCUUACUGUUGGAAAAAAACAGGUCAUCACAUCUGCAAUAUGUUUCCAGUGAAGUCUGCUUUGAUUUCUUCAAACCGUCUCAAAAGAUCAGCAAAGAGACUGAACUGCAACCAAAUUAUGACAGCUCAAACUGCAACAUGUAUGAAGGUGAAAGUAAUCAUUUUAUUGACACAAAGUUAUGGUCACUUGUAGUCAGAACAAUUAGUUUCCUCUUCAUAACACCAAGUUUGGAGGAAUUCACCAUUGCAUUGGCAUCUACUAUUGGAGUUUUAGAUGAAAUGAUGGAGCUAAAAGAUAUAAAACUAAAGACCAUUUUGGAGUCCUAUGGUCAAAUGGAUUUAGCCAGAAAGGGUCCUUUCCGAGCCUUACAAAUAGUUUCUAUACUCGUAUUUACCCUAAAGAAUCUAAUUGAUGAACACGACAAAAAUGAGUCGAAAGACAGAAAUGAUUGUCAGCAACUUGUUCUGAUACAGCUGGCAUUAACUGCUGCUUUCAUUCUCAUGGGCCGUUUUGUUGAAAGAUGCCUAAAGUCUAGUCCUUUGAAUUAUUGCCCCUUAUUGCCUUCUGUACUUGUUUUCUUGGAGUGGUGUGCAAGCAUGCUUGAUGCAAUUGAAGUAUAUGCAACUGAUAAAAAGAGUGAAACAGCUACUUCUUACUUUUUUGAUGUGCUUAUUGAACUUCUAAAUCAACUAAAUGAGAAUAGAAAGGAAGACAAGAAGCUUGUAGCAAGUAGUACCCCUCUUUGGGAAGACUAUGAGUUGAGGGGCUUUGUAUCUGUAGCUUCUUCACAUGUCUCAUUAGAUUUCUCUGGUAGAUGGGAACACAUUGACAACUUCGAGAGUGGCACUGAAUUGCGUGCUCAGCGCUUGAGUGAAGCAGCAAUGAAGAUUGCUAACAGACAUAAUUAUUUGCAAAAGUGGAUUAUAUGUGAUGAACUAGGAAGAAAAUUUUAUUCUGCAAGAUCCGAAGAAAAUCAUGAGAAGGAAGAAACAGAUGUGAAGUCCACAGACAAAAGGACGAGUGGGGAUGACCCUAAUCAGAAAGCUCACAAAGACACUGGAGAAGAUGAAAAAUGUGACACAAGGGAUAAUCCAAGUAGUUCCACUCACAGCACUAAUGAAAAUCCUCUUGUGGAAGAAGAAGUUAUUCUCUUCAGACCUCUAGCGAGGUAUAAUUCAGCACCAUCAUACGCACUUUUUUCCUCUGUUGAUCAGAUGUCAUCACCAAAAGUCAAGGAUGAUAAAAUCUUACCUUCUGAUGAUUGUCUGCACCGUACUACUUCUCUGCCUAUGACACAAAGUCCAUUUCAAACUGAUACUUGGGGAUUCCAUGGUGACAUGAUGAAUUCAAGGAUCAACAAAUCAUUCAAACUGCAAGAACCUUCAAUGAAGGAAUCAAAUUCACACACAAUUUCUGAAGGUCCUAUCUCUUCUGGCCAUCCUUCACUCAAUGCAUGGGUCCUUGAUAGAGGAGGGUUGAACACCAACAUGUUGCACCCCAUUGAGGAACUAGCUUCUUCAUACUUGGCUGAUCUUUCCAUCAUUGAAACUCAGAAUUCAGUGACCAUUUCAGAGGAUGGGUUUCCAAACUUCUCUUCCUCUUCUGCUACAUAUACUACUCCAGUUCCUUCUGCUCCAUUCUUGCCAGAUAAUGCUCCUUGGUAUACUGAUGUCAUUGUACAAUCUACUAUGUCUGCCCCAUUAUUGCCAGACAACACAUCACCAAUAAAUGGUUAUUCAGCUUGGAGUUCUACUUAUGGACCCCUUGGAUAUGACACUAGCUUCCCAUCUUAUUCCAGUGGAUACCCUCCACCAGGUAGAGUAACUUCUUCAGAAUGGUUGCGUUGGUACAGAGAGAAUCCCACACCUGAGAGGGUCAACAAUCAUAUGCAGCCUAGUCAUUUGAAUGUUCAUGGAAAUCAUGAAAACUUCCUCCAUCAUGACUCCUACAUGUUCAACCAAUUUGAUCAAUGGGGUAAUGCUUUGUCUCCUAACCAGUACUCACCAUAUAUGAAGCCACCAGGUCCCCCACCAUUGCAGCCAAGUUAUUCCUAUGCUUUUGGUGCCGGUGAACAAUUAACCAAUAUUUUCCACAAUUUUCAAAGACCAAGCCCUUAUGGGUGUGGUUCUGUGACAGAACAGAGAAACGAGCCACUGCCUCUGCUUGAGUACCUUAAGGAAAGGGAAUGGAGACUCCAGCAAGAUCCUACCCUUAGAGGACCCACUUUCAUGGGAAAUUAAAGUUUAAAACUCCUCAUCUGAAACUUAGUUCCAUAAUCUCAAAAUUGUACUCCUUGCUUGCACUUUGAUUCAUACAAUACAGGGUAGCCAACAGUGUAUGUAUAUAUUUAUAAUGAGUAUAUUUUUUUAACCAUUCC
Messenger RNA from Cajanus cajan (pigeon pea), 3604 nucleotides. RefSeq names its product nonsense-mediated mRNA decay factor SMG7-like. Gene Ontology annotation, biological process: nuclear-transcribed mRNA catabolic process, nonsense-mediated decay. The record is from RefSeq and is a predicted model, not a curated record. Gene Ontology annotation, cellular component: telomerase holoenzyme complex. Gene Ontology annotation, molecular function: protein binding; telomeric repeat DNA binding; telomerase RNA binding. NCBI's taxonomy places the organism in Eukaryota, Viridiplantae, Streptophyta, Magnoliopsida, Fabales, Fabaceae.